GCACUCAAGUUAUGCAGGUUUGUGACAAUUAUAAAACAAAAGAAAACCAAUAUAAACAGUCAUCCAGAGACUGAUACAAAGUGGCUUGCCUUGCUUUCCUUCAGUCUAGCUAUAUAUGUGAUCGAUAAUGAUUUUAAUUAUUUGCUUCCUCGCUCCAUGCUCUCCUUGAAGUUUUUUUUUUGAAAAAAUCUAUGCUAAUGAAACACUUUGCAUGCCGUACGUGGAUUAUACGAGAUGUACUGCACGGCCAGAGAGAGAUCGCUCUAUAUAUCCAGGAGGAGGCCUGAACAACCUUUGUAUGAAUAGGUAGGCGCGCGCUCUUCUUCAAUUAAUCUAUCGAGAAGCUAAUAAUUAAGCUUACUACGCUCCGGCGAAGAAAUCGGUGGAUCAUCGGAGCAGCGAUGACGCAGGGCGGCGGCGGCGAGAAAUCCUCGUUCCGUUGGCUGGACGCGGCUCGCUACGCGGUGGCCGCCGCGGUGACCGUGCUCAUCAUGGUCGUCAUCGUCAACGCCAUCAAGGUGGUUCUUCGCCCCGAUUCCCUGCAGCUCUCGGUCCCCGGAGGCGCCAUCUCCGCGGGGCGGUUCAAGCCGCCGCCGGAGGAGCUCCUCGCCGUCGAGCUCAACCUCCGGGCGCACAACCCCAGCGGCCGGGUCCGCAUGUACUACCUCGACAUCACCGCGUACCUCUUCGACAAGAGCACGCCGGCGUCGGCGUCGUUGACGCCGGACUUCGAUUCCGUCGUCUACUUCAACCCCAAAGACAUAGCCGUGCUCCAGCAGGAGACGGUGGACUCCUUUCUGGCCCUGAAACUGAAGAAGGCAAGUCUGGGGCCACCCUACUUCGACGUGCUGUACAAUGGCAGCCGCGUCAGCGACAUGACGCUGCGGCUGGACGGCAACCUCGUCACCGAGGUCACGUCCGAGCUCAACAAGAGUCGCCAGGCAUCCUACUACUGCGAGCAGCUCCUCGUCGGCGGCAACUCGGACGACGAGGCUAUCAAGUACAGGCAGGACGUGAUUUGCAAGCAGGGAAGGGGAUUAAAUUAGGCCAGGGAUGAUUAAUACAUGUUGAUUCAGAAGAAUUUCAGACUUUGUAUCUACCUUGUUCUAUCUAUGCUGCUAGUAUACUUUGAGCUUGCUUUGCUUGACAAGUAGUAGUACUCUUGAUGUUUGUUGUCAACGGUCUUGUUGGCAUUUUGUCAACUAUUAAAAAAGAAAAAUGUCAUGCGGGCGGUUUUUUUUGU
Panicum virgatum (switchgrass) is the source of this 1243-nucleotide messenger RNA. RefSeq lists its product as uncharacterized. The record is from RefSeq and is a predicted model, not a curated record. The coding region runs from base 402 to 1046 and encodes 214 amino acids. The transcript has a single exon. NCBI's taxonomy places the organism in Eukaryota, Viridiplantae, Streptophyta, Magnoliopsida, Poales, Poaceae.